CUGCACCUGGCGACCUUUAGCUUGAGGAUAAGGAGCUGUCCGUUCAGCACCACCUGCAGCCUCAUGUGACCUCAGACCACAGACACAUUUUACACCCGUACAGUCUACGGCUCAGACACACUCCGGACACCAAACCCGCUCUGAAGACUAGACGGCGAGCAGCUGAUCGCAAACCAGCUCCCUCAUAAAUCCUGCAGAUCUGAAGGCUUCGCAGGCAGCACUUGAGGAGCAGCAGACGCACGUAAGAGAAGCUGCACAACAACAAGCCUCUCCUCCGGCUUCAAGCUCCACGUUUCCCCCCCAAUUCACAUCCCGCAUUUUGUCCUCAAGCUCCUGCAGAAUGAACUCUGGAAGCAGGCAUUGAGAGGACCCAGAGAUGCUGAUAUCCGGCACGCUCCGCCGCCUCCUCAUAGCCGGGACCUGCCUCUGCGUCUGCGGAGCCCCUUUCCAGCCCACUCAGGUCGGAUCCUGCGAAGGAGGACGGUGUGCCGGAUCAGAUGUGAAGUCUGCAGACGGAGAGCAUGUGAUGCUGGAUGUAGGUGCGGGAGGAGGUGGGGCUGGCCCACAUGGACGACCGGAGGGGAUAGGACCGGUGACGCAGGCUGGAAACGGGGGCAGCCUGGAUGGGAGAUCUGGGCCGAGCGAGGCUGGUGGAGAGGCAUGGAGCCAGAGGAGCGAGGAGAAGAGCAUCGACAGCACGCCUGAGAUGGGAGAAAGGCAGGCAGAGGAUCUACCUGGAUCUACAGGUGGGAGGAAGCCAGACAUGGAUGCUCCUGGUAGACCUUCAGGCUUAACUACACCCCAGCUGGAGAAAGACCAACAGAGCAGCCACGGUGGAUUUUCUGAUUCCCUCCAGGAUCCAGAAGCAAAUCUAGCAUCUUCUCCAGAACCUCCAAACCCUUCCGCCUCCUUUUGGACCCACACCUCCCUCAGCCCCAUCCCUCCCCUGGUGUUCGUCACUCCUCGGACCGCCACACCUUUGGCAAUCUGGGGCCGCGAUGGAGCUACGAUGUCGUCCAUCCCCGACCCCUUUUUGCCCGAAAUCGGCCCCAGAGAGGACGGACCAGAGAGCCUGUGGACCGAAGCAGCGAGACCAGGUGGAGCCGACACUCCGAUCCCGCUGUCUCAGGAUGAAGCCACAGAGGCCACCAUGUCAUCAGAGGCCCUCCCUCUCAUCUUUGAGCCUUUCGAAGACGUGACACCAGAGGGAGGAGCGGCGGCGGUUACCAUGGUGCCCGGCAACGCUCAGCUUCCCGGUGCCAUGGCGACCGGAGGGCUGCCUCUGUCAGACCUGGACCAGCUGGUCACCGUAGAGACCGAUGGCGAUGGUCCUUCACAUGCUCCGCCGGUGCUGAUUCCAGACUGGACGUCACCGUGGCAGACAUCUGGUGCCGAGAUCCUGGAGCCAAUCAGCUCCUCCGGUCCGUCUGUUUCACAGCGGCAAGUCGGAACUGAACCAGAGGAUCAGUCAGAGAAAGUGGCUGCGAGGACACCAAACCUUGAGGAGAACUUGUCCUCCACCGGUCCCUCCCUCUCAUCCUUCCAGCAUGCUAUGACAACGGUAACCAUGGCAACCCAUCAUCCAGUGCACAAAUCCAGAUCAGGGCUGGAGGAGAUGGAGUCUGAGGAGGAGCAGGACGAGGACGAAGAGGACGAGAACUCAGAGGAGUCUGUGGAGGAAGAGAGUGAAGAGGACCUCACAGAAACACCUAAAACCUCCUCAACACAGCCUCCGUACAGCCUCAUCCCUCCACCUCCUGUCUGGGUUCAACGCAACCAGGGCCUGAUGCGUAGCUGGGUAGAGCUGAUCAGAGAAAAGGCCGGUUAUGUUUCCGGCAUGUUGGCCCCUGUGGGCAUCGGUAUAACAGGGGCUCUGCUGAUCGUCGGUGCCCUCUACAGCAUCAGGAUGAUUCACCGCAAGAGGAGGAACAGCUUCAAGCACCAGAGGAGGAAGGUCAGGCAGCCAGAGCAACCUCGGGAGCCGGGAACCAGCCGUCAGGACCAGGCCAUGCUGCUGGCCGACAGCUCCGAGGAUGAAUUCUGAUCAGAGCCCUUCGAGGUUUCUUUAAUUGGUGACCAACAGUCGAAGCUCCAGUGACGGAGGCUCGGCGAACAUCCCCAUCGCUACUACCGCAUCUCCAAUCACCCCAGCCCGUUUGGGUAUCAGAUCCACAGAAUGUGAACCAGUUUAGGGCACAAUCAGCUCCGUAAGCCCCUUUCUUUCCAAAAGUACCAAUGUGAGCACUUUUCUAAAUGUUGCCAGGUGAAUCUAAAGGCUUGGUUCGACACUUUGACAUGAAAAUAUAAUUCUGCUGCUCUUAAAAACACGACACAUAAGCAGGGAUUUAUUAGACGUAUGAAAGUGUUGACAGUGAAGUUUUGCAGCUUUAUGGUUUAAGGGGGGACCAAAGGAAGGUGUUCUGUCAGGUAAUAAAAGGGCUGUAGAAGAGUUGCAUUACAUAUAAAGUGUAAAUAAAUCUACUGUACGUGUACCUGACUCGGGGUCAGUUGUGUUAGUAUAAAUGAAGUUUUUUUUCUUGAUGAACAUGUAGGAUAUUUAAAAGGGUGUUUGCUUUUUUGCUGGGGGUUGGAUUAGAAGAUUGAUAUCACUACCACAUGACAGCGAGUCAGUCCGUCCAAAGGUACCAAAUGACGGCUGCCAACACUUUUAAAUCUGAUACAAUAGUGACCUUUGGAGGUGUUAGCAGGCUGGUUUUAUUGCUACUGAAUAGAUGCUGUACUGUUUCCAGUAAAGGGGUUGACAACAAUCAGCAUUUUAAAAAAUUGAUUCCAGAUACAAUAAUCUAAUUAAAAAAUUAGGUUCUCUGGCUAUGAUGUUUGUUGCUUCGGGUUGUCUCUAGCUUGUCCUGCCUAUAAAUGUGGUGGUGUUGACUGUGUUCACAUAAAGCGUCUCUAUAAACACUUCGCUCUUGUGGUAUUCAUGGCAUUUUAAGUAAAAAUUCUGCAAAACCUCAGAGUUCACAAGACUGCUGACAAUUUUAGAAUGGCAGUGUCCAAGUCAAAGCCAAUUUUUUGGUGGAUUCUGGGUUGAAAUUAUUAUUUUGGUGGUAUAGAGCUUUUCUUUGUUAGGUUUUAAUGUCUGAGGAAAACAUUGAGAAUCCCAUCGGCCUCAUUUUUCAGUAAUCAGACAGUAAAAUCCACAUUGCAUUGGAGUCCACAUGAGCACUCCUUUCUUCUUCCCAAAUUUGCACGUGAAGUAAAAAGUUUCCAAAAAGUACUUUCCAAAAGUUCCAAGUUCACGAGAGAUUGCUGACGUUUUCAGAAGUAGCAAAGGUCAUGGAAAUUUACUUCUCGGUGGAUUCCAGGUUAAUACAUUAUCAUUUUGCUCACGUGGAGCUUUUCUUUGUAAUACUAUGUCUGCCCAACGUGUAGAUAUUCCCAACAGCUUUUCAUCUUUUCGUUAGGUCUUUUCAUUUUCAAUGUCAUGCAACCUGCUUGACAGUAACAUCCAUGUUGAAUUAGUGAAUUUGAUGUACACGGCUUGCCAUGUUGGAAAUUUUAUUUGAAGGCAGACAGAAACUAUACAUGGCCACCCUGAUGUCACCACUUAAUUUGUAGACUAGCAUUUUAAAGGACUGAGUUUGGAAUUUAGUCAUCAUCAUCUUGGUAUUUUGAAACCAGACAUGACGAGAGAGGUGGUUCUAAGUAACUGAGGACACUCCAUAUGCCCAUAUGGUGUCAUGGCAGCCAUUUCCUACAACAUACCGCUGUUUAUUAUCAAUUUUUCUCUAAAUGGGACAAUAAUUUACUAAAUAAACAUCAUAGUGUAUUGAAGGAAUCUUGAAACUAGUGGUUGAGUCCAUAAACUAGUGAGGAAAAUGUAUAGCGUAGUAAUAAAUCAAGUGGGAAGUUGGCUCAUAUUCACAGACUUCUCUAGAAUCUAGCUUCUUUUUGAAUCGUCUCCUGCUGGCCAUUAGAAAGAAUGCAGGUUUCAGGCACUUCUGCAUUAACUCCACAUUUCAAUCUAUCAAUAUGGAGGGAUAAAAGCUGAGAUGUUAUCUUUAAAUUGAAGAUAUCUAAGAUAUAAAUUAAGUUAUGUGAUUAAAUUUGUGCCAUUCUAAAUUUUGACACCAAGAUUUAAAUUUUCACUGCAAUUAUCAAUGAAAAUGAUUUCCGUCAACCCCUAUUCCAGUCUCUCCUUUAGCUUCAGCAACAGAUACGAUUGUGGUAUCAAACUUCGAAUCCAACUCUCGGUAAGAAAGCGAAUGCCCCACACCUUUUAGUAACCGUCACAUAGUUAAUUUGAAUUACUGCUUGGUUUAAAUGUGAAAUUUGUGGAAAUGCAAAAUGUUUUAUUCAAAGUCAUUUGUUCAUAGACUGUGAGAAGCACAUACAAAAUACCAUCAUCCUAUAAAAGUAUGUAGCAUAAAACAUAUUUUGAUGUACAAUAUACUGUAACUCUGGUAAGAACUCAUCGCCACUUGCAAAGUUUUUCUUUUUUUCUUCUUCUAAGUGCAUGAUUGUUCACACAUAGACUUGUUGCAGAGACUUCUUUCUACAGAAUGAAGCAUAUCUGCUGGCUGGAAAAGCACAAACACUGAAGACAAUGGAGCAUAUUUUCACAAGUUGAAGAUUCUCUUUAGAACUAUCUCAGUCGGUACAAUGGUGUGGUUUUUGUGUCCUAAUCUGAGAGCCGAUAAACGAGAAGUUUUGCUCAACACUUCUGGCCCAGAAUGUCACGCUCAGAAACAGAGAGGUUAUCGUCAGAUUAAGCUUUAAACUUUUUGAGGGAAAAUAAAAAUAGACAGAAAGCGGAAGUAUUUUUAGUAAUUAGAGCCAUAUUUGUCACACUAGUGAGGUUAUUUUCUGUAACUUCAUGAACCAUCUGACAUGCUUAACGUACAACUGCCUGUUUAUAUGCAACGAUAUUGUUUUAGGUGAGUGUGAUGUAAAAUAGUGGACACUUUUUCUGUCUCUUUAUGUAGAUAUAAAACAAGGUUGUGAUGGAAUAAACAACUCUUUUAGAUUGCGAA
This is a messenger RNA of Acanthochromis polyacanthus (spiny chromis), 4994 nucleotides long. RefSeq lists its product as uncharacterized. Lineage: Eukaryota; Metazoa; Chordata; Actinopteri; Pomacentridae. The record is from RefSeq and is a predicted model, not a curated record. The transcript has 8 exons. The coding region runs from base 377 to 2044 and encodes 555 amino acids.